AUGUCGCGCUUUUUCAGGACCGGUUCAUCCUCAGAAGAAUCCGAUUCUACCAGUGAAGAGGAAGAAGAAAACACAGAAGAGAUCUUGAACCAAUCCCUGAGCCAAUUACCAUCACCAGAAUUCAGCGGCGCCUCCCUCGAGUCCAUUGCGGUCGACCGAUCAGAUCCCAAUGCUCAGGACUUUCUCGUUCACGCCUUGCUUGAGGAACGCUGCCGAAAUGAGGUCUUGAAGGAACGCAAUGCGGUUAAGGACCCCAGACGACGUCUCACCGACGAUGAAGUUCAGCAGGAAUCUCAACGGAGAUAUCAACGUCUCUGCGCUCAACUCGCACCGAUGAACUUGGUCGCUCAAGGACUGGAGCAGGACCGACAUGGUGCAACGCGACAACGGGUGCGGGAUGGAUUGAAUCGAUUGCAACAGUCGGGUGCUCCGCAACCAUCUUUCCCCGGUCCUUUGAGAAGACUUCUUACGGACAGCACCACGCAGGACGUUGCUCCUUUCGAUGGUCUAGCCUCCUUUCAUCAGCCGGUUGCGAGCCGCUAUCUUAAGGACUACGACGAGUUGGGAGUUCUUGGCAGAGGUGGCUAUGGCGAGGUUUUCCAUGUUCGACAUCGAUUGGACGCAUGUUUGUAUGCUGUCAAGAAGAUACCCAUCAGACCUUCCAUGGUGCGCCGGAUCGCGACASAAGGCAACGCAGUCCUCGAUGAAAUCUUGGUAGAAGUACGCUCGCUAUCAAGGCUAGACCAUCCGAAUGUCGUUCGGUAUCAUCAUAGCUGGAUUGAAUGGUCGAGUGGAAGCAGUUUCAUUGCCACGUCUAGUGAUGAUGGUCCUUCUGAGACGAGACAAUCUGCAGACGCGGUAUCUGGCGCUGCCGAUGAGGUUUCCGCAUCAUCCGCCUUCGAGAGCCUGCAUCGCGUUCGGACGGAGAGCACUACUGUCGAGGACAUGGAUAUCGGAUUCACAUUUGAGAGUCGCUCUCAACACUCGACCGGCACCUACCACACGAACGACUCCCCCUCUCGCUCCGAUUCGGACGCUGGCCCAUUGUCGACAACCGAGUCUGUGCUUGCAUUACACAUGCAAAUGGAUGUAUAUCCAAUGACCCUGGCCGACUUCCUCUCGCCGAAGACGACCGGWCCUGUUAAGCCUCUGGCUCACUGCUUCCAUCUGGAACCUUCACUUCAGAUUCUGCUCGCUGUACUUGACGGUGUCGAAUACAUUCACUCAGAAGGUAUUGUCCACAGAGAUCUCAAACCCGCGAACAUUUUUCUUCGACCAGAGAGUAGCACCAAGAGUGGUUGCGUUGAUCUCUUCAAAUGUAGCACUUGCCAGGCUGACAAUGCUGCCAAUCCUGCAACACUGGGCGUACGCAUCGGUGAUUUUGGUCUUGUAGCAAACAUUGCGCAGACCGGCAACAUCAGUACAUCCGAGCCUGUCGCGGUUGGAACUGAGAUAUACAGGCCAGUAUCAACCAAGUCCAACAUCAGUCCAAGGUUGGAUAUAUUCGCAUUGGGCGUCAUUGCAUGUGAGCUAUUAUGCAAGUUCAACACACAGAUGGAACGAAGGGAGACUCUCCAUGCCUUGAAGAAAGGCCGAUUUCCCGAACGGUUCGCGAGCUGUGCUGGUGGCCAGGCUGGGCGGGUCAAGGAGUGUGUUGCUGCUAUGCUUGGAGAUGGAAUGCCCGAAGAAGGCGCGAUUGCGGAUCUGAGGCAGCGGAUCGAGGCGAUUCUCGCAUCGAAAGCCAUAGGUGUUGAGGUUUCGUUCAAAGACUCGUCGCCUUUGCGUCGAUCGAGUACUUGA
This is a messenger RNA of Ramularia collo-cygni, 1800 nucleotides long. RefSeq lists its product as uncharacterized. Gene Ontology annotation, biological process: protein phosphorylation. NCBI's taxonomy places the organism in Eukaryota, Fungi, Ascomycota, Dothideomycetes, Mycosphaerellales, Mycosphaerellaceae. The record is from RefSeq and is a predicted model, not a curated record. The transcript is spliced from 2 exons. The coding region runs from base 1 to 1800 and encodes 599 amino acids. Gene Ontology annotation, molecular function: protein kinase activity; ATP binding.